Verticillium dahliae VdLs.17 is the source of this 1239-nucleotide messenger RNA. Its product is annotated as glycerate kinase. Gene Ontology annotation, molecular function: glycerate kinase activity. The record is from RefSeq and is a predicted model, not a curated record. The coding region runs from base 1 to 1239 and encodes 412 amino acids. The transcript has a single exon. Lineage: Eukaryota; Fungi; Ascomycota; Sordariomycetes; Glomerellales; Plectosphaerellaceae.
AUGACUACUCCUGCCGCUCCCUCCGGCAUGAAGGUUCUCGUCUGCCCCUCUGGCUUCAAAGGCAGCCUGCAGCCCCAGACGGCAGCCGACUGCAUCGAAGCCGGUAUCCUCGCAGUGCUCCCUGACGCUUCUGUCCGCAAGGUCCCCCUUGUCGACGGCGGCGAAGGUUUCACUGGUGCGCUGGUGACCGCUACCGCUGGCAAGCUCCACCACGUCACAGUCACUGGACCGGUGAGCGCGCCGGUCGAGUCCUUCUUCGGCAUCCUGGGCAACGGCAGCAACACCUCGGCCCCUCGCACGGCAGUCAUCGAGAUGGCGGCUGCCGCGGGCCUGAGCCUGGUGCCCAGCCACCUACGCAACCCAGCGCGCACGACGACCUACGGUGUCGGCGAGCUGCUCCUCGCCUGCCUCGAUGCUGGCGCCAAGCGCAUCGUCAUAGGCUGCGGUGACUCUGGCACCUGUGACGGCGGCGCGGGCAUGCUCCAGGCCCUGGGCGCCCGCCUGCUCGACCAGGACGGCAGGCCGCUGCCGACGGCGGGCGGCGGCGACUCGCUGCUGCGUCUCGCCAACAUUGACCUCAGCAACGUCGACAAGAGGAUCCACGAGACGUCGAUCGAGGUGGCCGUCAACUGGAGCAACGUGCUGUGCGGCCCUGGCGGCGUGGCGAGGGUCUUUGGCGCGCAAAAGGGCGCGUCCGAGGAGCAGACGGAGCGGCUGUCGGCUGCGAUGGAGGUGCUCAGCGUCGUGACCGGCCGUCUGCUCUGCGACAACAAGGUGGGCAAGGCGCCCGGUGGCGGGGCCUCUGGUGGCCUGGGCACCGGUCUUCGGUUGAUUGGCGCCAGGCUCCGGCCAAGAUAUGAGGUGGUGGCGGAGUAUGUCGACUUUGAGACGCUCUUUGACGACUGCGACCUUGUGCUCACGGCCGAGGGAGGCAUUGACGACCAGACACCCCGCGGCAAGAUCCCUGCCGAGAUUGGCAUGCGGGCAAAGAAGUAUGGCCUGCCCGUCGUCGCCAUUGCUGGCACGAUUGGGCCUGGCGCGCGGGUCAACUACGAUGUUGGCAUUGAUGCGUACACGUGCAUCUUGCAGAAGCCGACGACGCUGGCGGAAGCCGUGCUCGAGGCAGAGAAGCUGACGCAGGAGAGUGCCGAGGGCGUCAUGAGGAUGAUCGUCGUCGGACGCAUGCUGGCUUCAAGGAAGCUGUACCAGAUGGCCGAGCCGAAAGAGGUCUGGGUCUGA